AUGCAUCCUGACUCAGAGAUCCGAUGGAUGUGUCGAAGUGCUUGGGAAAGAACGAAUAUACACGGCCUAAUGGCCACGCUUUCCCUCGACAACACAUCUUCGCUGCCAUGCAAAUUAUGCAGCUACUGUGCGGGACUUCAGUUCAGAGUAACCGCUGAUGAACCUGAAGAAGAAGUUCUUGUGUCGGUAAUUGCUUCCCAGCACCGGCUUUAUCAAGUUUAUCUUGAUUUCUUCCCCACAUUCCCAGCCCUGAAGCAACGGGCUACCGAGGGCUGCUCAUUUUGUAACUUUUUGAGAUCGAGCGUGCUGGCGGAGUAUGAAAGAAAAGGCCUUGACAUCCAGGGCAAGAAGAGAUGGGUCGGAAUCGUGUUAUCAGCCAAGAUGGAUGAGAGAUUCGAGUGCAGAUCCUCGUUCUCAAUGUAUAAAGACGAAGGCCCCGUCAUCAUACGAGUUGACGUGCCAGCAUUUGAUCAAGGAAGACAAGUCCCCAUGGGAUAUCGUCUUGCAUUUCAGACAUCAUCUGAAGCAACCCUUACCACUCGCGAUCCGCUUUCAACCGAGAACGUGGAAAAUGUCAAGCGAUGGCUUAAAGAAUGCCAAAUGAACCACGAAGUUUGCAGGUCCAGACUGAGUGGCUUUACUCCAAGCCGUCUUCUCGACAUAAAGGACAAAACAUUACGACUGGUCACUGAAGCAGAUGAUUCUGGAUAUACUGCACUAAGCUAUUGCUGGGGGUCUAAAGCAAACCAGAAAGAGCACUUCUUGACCACGAAAAGCAAUAUUGGGUCGAGACGAUCCGGAUUCGCAUUGUGCGACCUGCCUAAUACGCUUCGGGACGCUGUACGGACAACUCGUGCUCUAGGUAUUCGGUACAUCUGGAUCGACGCACUUUGUAUAAUCCAAGAUGAUCCAGAGGACUGGAGCAAAGAAUCGUCACGAAUGGGCCAGAUUUACAGCCACGCCUGCUUGACCAUUGCGGCUACGACUUCAAAGUCAUCAUUUGACGGGUUUUUGCUGAACCGUGACCCGUCUUACAGGACUACUUCAAAAUUUGUCUUCAAAGAAGUUCAAUCUUUUCGUUCAGAGCCGCUCAUGGAAAAAUCCGGCCUCGCUCAUUUCCGGUAUCCGCCUGAGACAAGUGUCCAAAAAUCUUUGAGUACGUGCCGCUGGGAAGAACGCGGCUGGACAUUGCAGGAGAGAUUGUUGUCCACCCGGAUUCUAUACUUCACAAAGGACGUCUUCUAUUAUGAAUGCGCUACAACACAGAGACUGGAGAACCCUGGCUUUGAACUACCCAAGCGCAUCGAAUUUUCUGCGCUGCUCGCCGCAUCACAUAUCAUGACGGAGUCCGAGAGAUUACAAAAGCAAGAAUCUCACCUCUCGCAAUGGUACGAGGUAGUCAAGAUUUACACCAAGAGGAAAUUGACAAAGUCGAAAGACAAGCUACCGGCGAUCGAAGGUCUAGCUUCGGAGCUGAACAACAUUCUAAACGACACGUAUAUCUAUGGUCUCUGGCGCAUGGAUCUGCACCGAGGUCUUCUCUGGCAGCCAAGCUCAAAAUCCUGGAAGCGCCCAAGAGACGGUUACCGCGCCCCCACUUGGUCAUGGGCGUGUCGAGAUGGGGGUGUUUCGUGGGAUGCAUCUACCUUCAAGCCUGGAUGGAAGUCCCUUAUACAAGUCAACAACAUCCAACCUCACCGGAAGUGCACUUGUUGCAACGAGACUAUAGGCGCGCAGCUAGAUCUCACCGCAAAGGUGGCGCCAUUAAAGGACAUUUUGGUUGCUCAUCUAACUUCUGCUAAUAUAGAAGACUCUGCGUUUUUGGACUACUUGAAUACAUGCGAGUUUUUGUAUGGAUUUGAUGAGUUUGAUGGGCUCGGAACAUUUACGGUUGACAAGGAGGAAGAUGAGGGGAUAUAUCUGCCUGACGUACGGAUGCUGCUCAUUGCAGAGACGGCGGAGCCAGCGAAUAUACAAGCCCUCCUCAUCCAACCUUGUUACGGCAGCAGCCAUUUUGAACGGGUCGGAUGGUUCAUACAGAAGCAGACACUUGAACAUCUCAACUUUCUUCAGGAUUCAGAGGACGUUGGGCCAAUGCGUGAGCAUUUCAAGUCUGAGAGGCUAGUACUUGUUUAA
This is a messenger RNA of Diaporthe amygdali, 2136 nucleotides long. RefSeq lists its product as uncharacterized. The record is from RefSeq and is a predicted model, not a curated record. NCBI's taxonomy places the organism in Eukaryota, Fungi, Ascomycota, Sordariomycetes, Diaporthales, Diaporthaceae. The transcript is spliced from 2 exons. Bases 1 to 2136 code for a protein of 711 amino acids.